Mya arenaria is the source of this 552-nucleotide messenger RNA. Its product is annotated as apidaecins type 73-like. The transcript has a single exon. Bases 1 to 552 code for a protein of 183 amino acids. The record is from RefSeq and is a predicted model, not a curated record. Lineage: Eukaryota; Metazoa; Mollusca; Bivalvia; Myida; Myidae.
AUGUCUUCAUUGGUAACACGAGGAAGACUCGUCUUUACAGGCAACACGAGGAAGACCUGUCUUCACAGGCAACACGAGGAAGACCUGUCUUCACAGGCAACACGAGGAAGACCUGUCUUAAUUGGCAACACGCGAACGCCCUGUCUUCACAGGCAACACAAGGAAAACCUGUCUUCAUUGGUAACACGAGGAAGACCCGUCUACAUUGGCAACACGAGGAAGACCCGUCUUCACUGGCAACACGAGGAAGACCCACCUUCACUGGCAACACGGGGAAGACCGGUCUUCAUUGGCAACACGGGGAAGACUCGUCUUCAUUGGCAACACGAGGAAGAACUGUCUACACAGGCAGCACAAGGAAGACCCGUCUUUAUCGGCAACACAAGGAAGACAUGUCUUCACUCUUCACUGGCAACACGAGGAAGACCUGCCUUCACUGGCAACACAAGGAAGACCUGUCUUAAGUUGCAACACGCGAACGCCCUGUCUUCACAGGCAACACAAGGAAAACCUGUCUUCACUGGCAACACGAGGAAGACCUGCCUUCACUGA